Rotaria socialis is the source of this 3606-nucleotide messenger RNA. The record is from the annotation of a GenBank genome assembly. Lineage: Eukaryota; Metazoa; Rotifera; Eurotatoria; Philodinida; Philodinidae.
AUGAUUGAUUCAGGCUCCGACGAUUCAUUCAUUAGUCCUGAAGCGUUAUCCAAAAUUUAUCCACAGGCUAUUAUACAUGUAACUGAUAAAAACUUUCAAGCAAUGAACGGUACACAAGUCGAUGUAACUGGCUAUGUUAUAUUAACAGUAGAUUUUGACAAAUAUUUGUCUGAUGAAAUAAUUUAUAUAUCACCAAGAACCAACAUAGAUUUACUUUUAGGACAAACAUGGAUUAAGAAGCAUCAGGCAAUCCUUAACUGCAAAGAUCAAUGUAUUACUAUUACGACGCAUAAUGGUUCAAAGUCUAUUCCAUAUAUAUCAACGUAUGACGAUAAUAUUAAUGAUCCAUGUCAACAAUAUAAUAUUCGAUUAGUACACGAUGUUACCAUCAAACCUCGAACAAUACAACCAGUCGAUGCCUUUUGUUCAUCAAUUUUGAAUGCAGAUACAGUUCUGUUUCGUCCCCGACAACAAUUACAAGAAGAUCUUUCCAUAUUAAUUCCGAAUAGUUUAUUGAAUAUUUAUCAUCAUCGAACAACGUUAUAUAUUAUUAAUCAUACUGAUAAUGAUUGUAUAUUGAAUAAAAAUUCUAAAUUAGGUAAAAUUCGUCACGUUCCAUUAACUAAUCUCUGUUGUAGUAUCAAUGAACUAACUGAACCAACUCAAUCUGACUCUAUUAUUCCGACCAACAUUUUACAAGAUAUUAAUUUAUUGAUUCAACAUUUGAAGCCCGAACAACAAAACAUGAUUCGUCCAAUACUAUUACAAGAAUGGAAAGUCUUUGAUACUAGUAAACCAUCUCAAGCUAUAAACUUGCAAACAAAACAUCGUAUCAUAACACAAGAUUAUCCACCUAUUUAUCAACGACCAUAUCGUAUUCCUGAUUCAAUCAAGAAACAACAACAACAACUAACUGAUGAAAUGGAACGGAAUGGUCAAAUCAAUAGAUCUCAAUCACCAUGGGCAUCACCAGUAUUACUAGUUAAGAAACAUGAUGGAAGCCCGCGAUUCGUUGUUGAUUAUCGUAAGUUGAAUUCUAUCACCAUUCGAGAUAGCUAUCCACUUCCUCGAAUGGAUGAUACUAUUAACAAAUUAGCCGGUGCUAAAUAUUAUUCCAAAUUUGACUUGAAAUGUGGGUAUCAUCAGGUUCCAAUUGAUCCUCAAGACAAACAUAAAACUGCGUUCAUAACGCCUUACGGUUUAUUUGAAUUUAAUGUGUUACCGCAAGGACUCGUCAAUGGUCCCCCCAUAUUCCAAAGGAUUAUGAGUGAAGUAUUAGGAAAUUUAUUAGGUCAUCAUUGUUUAGUCUAUUUAGAUGAUAUUAUCACAUUUUCUACGAAUUUUAAUGAUCAUGUUAAAGGUGUUCAUGCUGUAUUAAAUGCACUGAACAAUCAUAACUUUAAACUUAAUCUAUCUAAAUGUGCAUUAGUAUAUGAACGAAUUGAAUAUCUUGGUCAUGAAAUUGAUCAUGCAGGUUAUCGACCAUUACAGAAUAACAUUAAAGCUGUCAUCGAUAUUCCUACACCGACAACAUAUGAUGAAGCUCAUCGAUUUUAUGGAAUGGCUAAUUACUAUCGUUCAUUUAUUAAGAAUUUUGCGAAUGUUGCUUAUCAUUUACAACGCUUUCAAGCUAAGAAAGGAGAAUUUGUUUGGAAAAUAGAACAACAAUUAGCAUUUGAUACUUUAAAGGAAAAACUAACAUCUGAACCAUGUGUUUUGAAAUUUCCAAUACCAGAUAUUCCAUUUAUAUUAGCUACAGAUGCAUCAUCGAAAAAUGGUAUCGGUGUUACAUUGAAACAGAAGCUUGGAAAAAGGGAACAUGUUAUCGUGUAUUUAUCACAAAAUUUAACUAAAGUUGAACGUAAAUGGAGUGUUACCGAACAAGAAUGCUUGGCAAUUGUUUGGGCAAUUAAAAAGUUAAGAAUUUAUUUAUAUGGUACAAAAUUUUCCGUUAUUACAGAUCAUCAUCCACUUUGCUGGCUAAAUAAGCAUAAAUCUGGAAAUGAACGAUUGUAUCGUUGGUCAUUAACAUUACAAGAAUUUGAUUUUGACAUAAAACAUAAAAGUGGUUCGUGCCAUUUAGACGCUGAUUGUUUAUCAAGAGCUAUAUCAUCGAAACAUACGAAUGAUGAUAUUAAUGAUAAUGAAUAUAAUGAAGACAAUAUUCCACUUCACAAUGAAUUUCGUCCAUCAACGAUUGAAAACGACAUUCAUAUUUCACAUAAUAACGCAGUACAAACUCGUGCCCAAAAAGCUAUUCUAGAUAAUGAAUCGAAUCGACAACGAAAUCCAAUAUUAACAUCACAAUUACAACAUCAAUCAAUACCAACAUCAGUUCAAGCACAAGAUUCACCAUCACAACCGGGUUUUAAUCAUAUGAACAUUUCACGUCAACAAUUAAAUGAUCCACUUAUCCAACAUCGAAUUUUCGAGAUACAUCAACAUCCAAGUAAGUAUCCAUUAUUUGUAGUUGAACAUAAUGUGCUUUACAAACUUAUUGAAAUAUAUCCAAGUCGAACAAAACGGAAGGUACCAUGGGUACCGAAAUGUAUGGUUAAUGAUCUGCUUUAUUCAUGUCAUACACAUCCAACAUCUGCACACUAUGGAUCAGAUAGAACUUAUUACAAACUCAAGAAUAAUUAUUACUGGCCCAAUAUGUUACAAGACGUUAAAAAUUAUGUGAAACAAUGUUUACUAUGUGCAAGAUACAAUAUAUCUCGACAGAAAGCACCUGGAUUAUUAGAAACACCGGAGCCGCCUGAUGAUAUAUUUAAUCUUAUUGGUAUCGACUUUUGGGGUCCAACACGUGAAGCUACUAGCCAUGGUAAUAAAUAUAUAAUUACUUGUACUGAUCAUCUUUCAAAAUUCGUUGUCGCUAAAGCAAUACCAGUAGCUUCAGCAACUGAAGCAGCUAAAUUCUUGGUGGAAGAUGUAAUUUUUAAAUAUGGUCAUAUUCCAAAACAUAUCUUGACGGAUCAAGGAUCGCAUUUCAAUAAUCAUUUGAUACAAGCAAUCACGAAAGACAUCGGAAUCAAUCAUAUUCUCUCAACACCGUUCCACCCACAAACAAAUGGAACAAUCGAGCGCUUUAAUGCGACGAUUAAGUCACAAUUAUGUAAAUUACAAGACUUAAAUCGAAAUAAUUGGGAUCAAUUUUUAUUAUCAACUAUUUAUGCAUAUAAUAUUGGUCAACAUCGAACUACCAAAUAUUCACCGUAUCAACUAAUAUAUGGAAAAGAACCUACGUUACCAUUUUCUACACGUCAACCUAUGCUUCAAUUUAAAAGAUCAAAUGACUACUAUUAUCAUUUUCGCAAAUAUCGUUCGUAUAUUAUCGAUCAGGUUCGGAACAACAUCCGACAACAACAACAAUUAAGCAAACAACGUUAUGACGAACAUCGACCAAAUAUUCAUUUUAAUGUAGGACAAUUAAUACUAGCCAAACCAGCUGUACGGAAUGAUAAAAUGCAAGCAAUAUUUGAAGGACCAUAUCGUGUAAUUAGUAUUCUUGGACCAGUUACAUACGAAAUUCAACUAGAACACUCGAAUUAUGUUAGACAAGUACAUGCAAAUAUAAUGAAACCAAUAUUUGAACCACAAGAUUAA